Trypanosoma cruzi is the source of this 2787-nucleotide messenger RNA. RefSeq names its product trans-sialidase, putative. The coding region runs from base 1 to 2787 and encodes 928 amino acids. The transcript has a single exon. The record is from RefSeq and is a predicted model, not a curated record. NCBI's taxonomy places the organism in Eukaryota, Euglenozoa, Kinetoplastea, Trypanosomatida, Trypanosomatidae. Gene Ontology annotation, molecular function: exo-alpha-sialidase activity.
AUGCUCUCACGUGUUGCUGCUGUGAAGGCACCCCGCACACACAACCGUCGCCGCGUGACCGGAUCCAGCGGAAAGAUGAGGGAAGGAAGAGAGAGUGAGCCGCAGAGGCCCAACAUGUCCCGGCAUGUGUUUACUUCCGCGGUGCUGCUUCUCCUUGUCGUUAUGAUGAUGUGCUGUGGCACUGGAGCUGUGACCUCCGAUGAGGAGCAUUCAACUAUUCCAAAUUUUGAAUGGACGGGCAUCACGAAUGAUAAGGAAGUUGUGGAAUCACUGGGUGUUCCCGGCCUUCUAAAAGUGGGGAAUGACGUAUUUGCCGUUGCCGAGGCGCAGUGCAAGAAGGAUGGAAACAGCGGCUUUUCUGGGAUUGCAUCCCAACUACUCACGAUGGGAAAAGGUAACGAACCGAAGGAAGUGCUGAAGGAUGCCAAAAAGGAUACACAAGUUCUGGAGGAAGGUACCUCCCCAGAGGAGGAGAGGAGAGUAGAUGUGAGCCGACCAACAGCAGUUGUGGAGGGAGGUAAGAUUUACAUGCUUGUUGGAAAACACAGCCAUGGAGAUGUCGCUGAAUGUAAGGCUACGAGCGAGAAGACCAAAUCGGGAAUAUUGCUGGUAAAAGGAAACGUCGGUGGUGAUGAAGCCGAGAAAAAAAUUCGUUGGAACGAUACUGACGGUCUCCCGUGCACUAUAGGCGAGGAACACAAAUCCCUGUCACAGCUGAUUCUUGGCGGUGGAUCGGGUGUCAAGUUGAAGGACGGCACUUUUUUUUUCCCCGUGGAAGCCACGAAAAAGAAGGAGAAGAAGGAGGAGAAAGAUGUGAAAACCGUUUCGCUGAUCAUAUACUCCUUGAAGGACACUAAGAGUUGGAAGCUGUCGAAGGGGAUGUCUGCCGAUGGCUGCGGUGAUCCCUCCGUCGUGGAGUGGAAGGAAAAACUCAUGAUGAUGACAGCGUGUGAUGAUGGCCGCCGCAGGGUGUACGAAAUCGGUGACAAGGGGGAAUCGUGGACGGAGGCACUCGGAACACUCUCGCGCGUGUGGGGCAACAAACAAAAGCGACAUGAGAAGGGCGUUACAAGCGGGUUAAUCACAGCGACGAUUGACGGUGUUGAUAGUGAUAAGAGGAAUGUGAUGCUCGUUACUCUGCCGGUGUAUUCCGAGAAGGACGGCAAGAAAAAGGGUAAACUCCAUCUUUGGCUGACGGACAAUGCGCACAUUGUUGAUAUUGGGCCGGUAUCCGGUGAUGAUGACGUUGCCGCCAGUUCCCUGUUGUACAGAAGUGCUGAGGGUGAAACUAAGGAGGAGUUGAUUGCACUGUACGAGAAGAAGAAGGAGGGCGGUGAGGAUACAGCAUCACUCGGUAUGGUCUCUGCGCUUCUGACAGCGCAGCUGCAGCGGGUGAAGGAGGUGCUGACGACCUGGAAGGAAGCAGACGAACGUGUCUCCAAGCUUUGCCCCACUUCAAGCGCUACGGAGGACACCUCAUCUGGCACUGCCUGCGGCGCUGUUAAGAUCACGGAUGGGCUGGUUGGCUUUUUGUCCGGCAAGUUCUCUGAUGGCACAUGGAGGGACGAGUACCUCGGCGUGAACGCCACAGUAAAGGAGAAUGAUGUUGGGGGUAAGAAGGCAACAUUGCAUGAAGGCGGUGUGACUUUCCAGGGAGCGUGGGCGCAGUGGCCCGUUGGCAAGCAGGGGGAGAAUCAGCUGUACCACUUUGCGAACUGCAACUUCACUCUUGUGGCGACGGUGUCCAUCCACAAGGUGCCGAAAGGAGACAAUCCAUUGAUGGGUGUGAAGAUGAAUGAUAAUGGGAAGACUGUACUCCUGGGACUGUCGUACAACAACAAAGAAACGAAAUGGAUUCUACUGUGUGGUGACAAAAGGUCUGAGGAGCUCAGCAGCCCUUGGGAGCCAGGGAAAAAACACCAAUUGGCCAUUGUGCUGCAGAACGGCAGCCAGGGCUCGGCGUACGUUGAUGGUCAGCCUGUGGGUGGGGAUGAACAAUGUGCAUUGGAAACUGCGGAUUCGAAGGUGAUAUCACACUUCUUCAUUGGAGGGGACGAACGCAGUGCAGGCGGCGCAGGGAGCGAAGAAGAAGUGUCUGUGACGGUGACGAACGUCCUGCUGUACAACCGCCCGUUGAUUUCCGCAGAGAUUGACGCUCUCAACCCGAAUAAACUCCCCAUUCCACCUCCGGUAGGUGGAAGUGCGCAAGGAACAUUGUUGCAAUCUCCUUCUGACGGGCAGCCGCUGUCGGAUCUUAAAUUGUUGAAUGAAGAUGAGGGUGUGGGCGGUGGCAGUGCAUCCACAUCAGCGGUGUCCACUGUAACGACUUCCUCAGGAAAAGAGCAAUCCGCAAACCAGCUGUCGUCAGGAAUAUUUUCCGGUGGAAAAAAAAAUGUGGAUGGCGGUUCUUCAUCCAAUGAUGACCAAACGGUGGGAGCGGAAGCUGGAGAUACGGUGCCGGGGGAUGGACCACCCCAAACUCCUGCGGGGACUCCCGCCACAGCAGAUGCAAACACUCCUACCGCUACUGGCAAGAAGCAAGUUGACCCCGCAGAUACAACUGAGGUGAGCGUGAGCUCUGGUGGGUAUGGGGAGACGGCGGGAGGAACGGAUGCGCAGAAGGAAGAGGUCCAUCCACAGGACGGGGACGUAAAUGCUACGGCGCUCAGCAGCAGCCUUGGAAAUUUGUCGCAGGUGAAUAACAGCGAUGCCGGCACCAUGCGUGAGAGCGGACUGCUGCCAUCGCUGCUGCUUCUGUUGGGACUGUGGGGGUUUGCGGCUCUGUGA